AUGUUAUCGAUCGAAGAACUUGGACAAGACGACUUGCGGAAUUGCUUUGCAUUGUAAGGAUUCGCAUCGCUUUCGCUGAAUCGGUUCUUAAAUUUCAUUAUUGAAUUUAGUCUGUCCGUCCAAGAACGAAUCAAGUGUUCGGCAGUCUGUAAAAGAUGGAGAUAUCAACUGGAGAUUUGGCCUGAUAUCAAUCAACUUUUCCUUGGCCUGGAUACUUCUUGUUUCGCCUCGGAAUCUGUUUCUUCUGUGGUUGAGCCGAGAAACAGUGAACAGAUUUCAGUUUGGAAGGUAGGGUUGAAUGGAUAAAAAAAGGGGCACUUCAGAAUAAAAUCGUUCCUCUUCUUCUCCAAAAAUGUCCCAAUGUGAGAGUUCUUGUCAUCGACAACAGAGAUCUUGUUGAUCCGCUCGUCCCCAGUCUCAAGAAACUCCGCCGAAUCCACACUUUGGUUCUUUCCCACGACUUCUUUUCCCUUGACUUCAGAAAACGAACCCCGGCCCAUCUGAAGAUCUUCCUGGGUCACCCCCGUCUCAAACAUCUUUUUGUUCUCUGCAAUAACAACCUGAUGCCCAACAAGUCUGCUAUCUUCACUUUGAAGGCUGCCUAUUCCCUUUCCAGUGCUCAUAUCACGGAUAUUGUUCUUCAGGGGAUCCUUUUGGGCUCUAAAGUGAUUGAAUUCAUCUCCCAGAAAUACCACAAGUCUUUGAAGAGACUGAUGAUUGGCGGGGUUGUCUGUGAUUCCAGAAAAUCGGAGAUCUAUAUUAAGGCGUUCAGUGAGUUAAAUCCCCUAACAAUAAGGCAUCACUGAUUUCAGGUCGAUUCCAAGCCCUGGAGUCCCUUCAAAUCCCUUCUUCGGUCUUCGCUCUUUCCCAUGAACCAUUGCCACGCUCUCUGGAGCUUCUGAAGAAUCUGAAAUCCCUCAAAAGAUUGGAUGUCGCGGUGGUGGAGAUAGACCUGAUGACAAUUAAGCACUUCAUUACGACAUGUCUUCCUGCAAAUAUCCAAUUCCUUUAUUUGAUUGACAAUUGCGGAGGUGGAGGCCUUGACAUUACUCGUUUGCAGAACCUGAUGCCAUCAAUGAAAGUGAGUUCAUCAUAGACAAUGAAAGAGUUUGUAAGAGUUUCGAUUUUCUUUGCGACUUUAGAGUUUUAUUUCUUUUCCGUUAGAAGGACAAUUAUGUAUUAAGACCAUAAAUAGAAACGUAACGACGAUAAUCAGCAAGCUGGUUAUUAAAACAACAUUUUUUAAAUAGGCAGAUCAAACGUUUGGAGCAGUUUAGGAAAGUCCAUGCAUGGUGCAUAGAAAAUUAACAAUUGUUUAGCUGUUUUUGGAGCUGUCGACUUGUUAAUUUCCUUGGUAUACAAAGGACGUUUUGUCCAAAGUGUAAUCGCACAAUACAAGGAGCUCGACAAUGAUAGUAAGCGUCCAGGAAGUGAAUGAAAACGCACCGACAACACUUCUGCCAGCUGCCAGAUCGUCAACAGCAAAAUCAAAAUUUAAAAUUUUAGUGUCGCGUUAUUCCCGAUUCCGUCAUGGUUGGCUCGCAUGUAAAAAAGUUUCUACAAUUCAUAACUUUUCAUCAAAAACCUAUCCCAAAUCCAUCACUUUCUCCAAAAAAACUAAAUUCCUAAAAUUUCCAUCACAGUAUUUACCACAUAGUCAACCAGAGAAUUAAAACCUCAUCUCAAACGGCGAAGAAAAACCAAACUCUUCCAAACUAUUGUAUCGCAUUAUAAUAUAAACUUUUAGAUUUUCUACAUCUCCGGUCCAAAUUCGAGGAAAUUUGAUCUGCCUUGGAUGAACAACGAGUCCAACCUGAUCUAUCGCCCAUACUGGCUUCCUCCCUACUUCCAUCCCAUCGAAAACUUUUCUGUUCUCAUGAGUAAUCAAAUGUUGACUGCCCAGCAACGAAACCCACAGUUCCUGCACCUCGACUUUGAUAUUGAUGAGGAGAAUGAAGAACAGAUUCUGGACGAUGACUCCGACGUUAGUGGCACUUCCGAAUCCGACGGGACUUCUACCAUUUCAUCUUCCAUAGAUACUUUUGACUCCGAAACGUCUUGA
Bursaphelenchus xylophilus (pine wood nematode) is the source of this 2062-nucleotide messenger RNA. The record is from the annotation of a GenBank genome assembly. NCBI's taxonomy places the organism in Eukaryota, Metazoa, Nematoda, Chromadorea, Rhabditida, Aphelenchoididae.